AUGAAAAGCAGAUUGAAGGAAAAUAAAGAGAAAGAAAUGCUUCCAAGCUAUCAAAGCUAUGAAAAAGGCUUAAAGAAGACCUUGGAAGGGUACAUUAAGUACUGCACCGAAUUUUCCUGGCGUCUUGCGACACAAGUUCCGCCUAUACGGAUUGAGUAUAAGGAAUUUACUUACAACUCUUUGUAUCAUAAUGAAAGUCAGGCGUUUGUGCCUUUUUCAAAAACGGCUACGCCGAGGAGCUGGGCUUAUCCCCAAAAACAUAUGGAAGAAGUAUUCUAUCUGUGGCCUAUCCUCUUAGACUUUGAU
Molecule: messenger RNA, 306 nt
Organism: Porites evermanni
Lineage: Eukaryota; Metazoa; Cnidaria; Anthozoa; Scleractinia; Poritidae
Source: the annotation of a GenBank genome assembly